Cuscuta campestris is the source of this 4351-nucleotide messenger RNA. The record is from the annotation of a GenBank genome assembly. Lineage: Eukaryota; Viridiplantae; Streptophyta; Magnoliopsida; Solanales; Convolvulaceae.
GGAUCAUUCGGUGGAUUUAUUGUCCAUCAAAUUGGUGCUCUCAUUGAGAGUUCGAGAAUCAUACUCAGAGGAAAUCCUACAUAGAGACGAUGGUGCAAACGCGUAGUAACGCCAAUGUAGGUACUGGAGUUCCCCAACAGGGGGAGAACAGCACCACUGGAGGUCAGAACCCUCCCAUCACCACCGGGGAGGCUGAGGCCCUCAUUCAGAGGGUUGGAAUCACGGCCGAACAAUUCAAAGAGGUGCUGGCCGCACUUGCGCCCAACUGCGAGGUUGUGGUGGAAGAUGUGGCUGGGGGACCCACAGGCGGGAAGGCUGGACCUACAGGCUCCCAAGGAAAAAAGAAAAAAAAAGAGGACGACUCGUCCUCCUUCGAGCGGAUGUCUGCUUUUGACCGUUUGGGAGACCCCAAGUCAAAGAAGCCUCGGACCUCUGCGUUCGAACGGCUGCAGGACACUCGGUCGGCCCGAAAAGGCGACCUGAGAGACACACUCAAGGAGAAGAGAGGGGAGUCCACAGCGACCUCCAAGGUCGGUUCUGAGGAGCGACGGACGACCGUCGGGGAUAAGGGCGCAGCUGAACUGUGGAAAAUGUACGAGCAGCUGGAGAAGCGGCUGGACGCCCAAAACCCCUAUCGCCAGGCGGUCUUCAGUGAGGUAACGCCCUUCUCCAGAAGGGUAAUGUCCUGCCCUCUCCCAGAUAAUUUCAAGACUCCCCAGAUCAAGGCGUACAACGGGACGACCGAUCCCCAAGACCACCUCGCUCGCUUCGGGGCCAACGUGGUCAUGUUUGCGUAUCCAGAAGAAAUCAAGUGUCGAUGUUUCCUGGCGACGCUGGAAGGGCAGGCUUGUGAAUGGUUCCACAAGUUACCCAAGGGGUCGAUAGAUAAGUGGAGCGACCUGGCCCACAAGUUCUUGGAGCACUUCGCAUCCAGCCGGAGACAGAAGCUCCCCUUCUCGCAUCUGCUCAAUGUGAAGAUCCGGAAGGGGGAACAGCUCCGGGAAUUCAUUAAUAGGUGGGAGAAGGAGGCUAGGGACGUCCAAGGGGCGGACGACCAGGCCCUGAUCGCCAUGCUCCAAGCUGCACUCCCCCAAGGGGAUGUGCGCAAAGAGCUGCGGCGGAAUCCUCUCUCAACCUAUCAAGAGAUGUUGGCCCGGGCGAAGUACUUGGCAUUGGAAGAAGAAGAUGAUGAGCCACCAGUCCGGAAGGAGAAGAAAAAUGGGCCACUGGUGGCAGAAGGGAAGAAGAGGAAGGACUAUGGUAAGGGGCCAAACCCCACCGGGUAUCAUGUGAACAUGCAUCCUAUUCAUGCGGUACAGUCGUCGCCUGCUCCUCCUCACAGUCGGGAAAGCUAUGGUGUGCAGGAUGCACCCAAAUACUGUGAGUACCACCGUAACAACACCCACAAUACGUCGGAGUGCGUCACGUUGAGGAAGGAGAUGGAUCAGCAGAUCGCUAGAGGGCCACCUCCUUGGACGGAACGACCAUCCUCAGGUAACCGGACCUGGAGGAGGCCUUCAGCCCCCAUAGCAGCGAUCACAGCAGGAGAGGGGCAAGAAGAUGGACGGCGGCACCUAGGACGAGAUUGUGACGAUCUAGAUGAAGAGGAAAGGCAAGGUCGCCGACACCUGGGGUGUCGGCCGCCGCUGCCUAAGCGGAAGAAGAAGGAACCUCUGAUCUUCACAGAUGAGGGUUAUCCCCCAGUCCUCAGCCCCCACAGGGACGCUCUGGUGAUAAAGGUAGAAAUCAAUAAUGUGGUUGUUCACCGCACUUUGGUCGAUACGGGCAGCUCGGUCAACGUAAUGUACAGCAACACCUUUAAGGAGUUGGGGUUGUCCCGAGGUGACCUGAAACCAAUCCAUACGCCGCUAUCGGGGUUUACAGGGGAUACGAUCGAAGCUGAAGGCACUAUCACGGUGAAGGCCGGGGUAGGAGAUGGCACCCACCAACUCUGGGUCGACAUGGAAUUUAUGGUAGUGCAGCUCGACUGUGCACACCAUUUGAUCCUGGGGCGACCAGGGUUGGAGGACCUGGAGUGCGUAAUCUCCCCCGUCCACCUAUGCUUAAAGUUCAAUACUCCCACGGGAGUGGGGAUAGCAAGGGGAAACCAAAGCCUGUCACGGUCGUGCUACGUCAGGGCGACCAAGAGGCGAGCCCGGGUCGACGAGAAUGUGAGUACGAUCUGCACCGCAAUCCAGAAGGAGGAGGGGCGACCACGAGCUGAGCCGGUGGAGGAGGUCGAAGAAGUUUCCUUGGACCCGGCCGAACCACAGUGGAAGGUGAAGGUAGGUAGAACCCUACCGCUUGAAUUAAAGGAGCAAUUAUUAGAGGUCCUCCGAGCAUUCAAAGUGCUAUUCGCUUGGGGACCAGAGGAUAUGCCAGGGGUCGACCCAAAAAUCAUCUGCCAUAGAUUGGCAGUGGAUCCGACCCACAGGCCGGUCAAACAGAAGAAGCGUUUCCUUUCCUCCGAACGGAGGGAGUUUGUCACCAAGCAAGUGACGACCCUAGAAUCCAUCGGGCACAUCCGGGAGAUAGAGUUUAAGCCACGACCGGCGAUAAAGGGGCAGGCGUUAGCGGAUUUCGUGGUAGAAUGCACUGCGAGAGAGGUAGAGUCUAGUGGAGAAGAACCCGAAGGGAACUGGUGGACCGUGUACACCGAUGGGUCGUCCGCGACUGAUGCUUCGGGGGGAGGUGUCGUGGCGAUAUCGCCAGAAGGAUUCAAAGCGUACUACUCUCUAGUAGUAGGCCAUGUUACGGGAGAGUUUGAGGCCAAGGAUGAGCGAAUGAAGAAAUAUAGAGACGCCGCUCUGGAGCUGCUUAAGGCAUUUGGGGCAUACCGGAUAGAACAGGUCCCUCGAGGAGAGAACGCUGAAGCAGAUAUCUUGUCAAAGCUUGGUCCGGAUUCCCUAGAUCAUAUCAAGGCGAUGACUCAGGAGGAAGAGUUGCUCGAACCAAGCAUCAGUCCCGGACAAGUGCUGAUCAUCACACUCAAAGAGGAGCCGGAUUGGAUUGAUGAGAUUACCAUGUACAUCCUUGACGGGUCGCUACCUAUCGACCCAAUCGCGGCAAAGGAAAGUAACCCUCAAGGAUACUUCUGGCCAACGAUUAUUAGAGAUUGUGCAGAGUAUGUGCGCAAAUGCAAGGUCUGCCAGGAGUUCCAAAGGGUGCCGGGGCGACCGGCGACGAAUUACACCCCGAUAAGCACGACGAUUCCCUUUGCUCGGUGGGGCAUCGAUCUGGUCGGUAUUUUGCCUCGGGGGACAGGGAACAACACAUACCUGAUGGUCGCGAUCGACUACUUCACCAAGUGGGUCGAGGCCGCCCCCGUGCCAACCAUCACUGCGGAGCAGAUGACGAAGUUCGUCUCCAAGCAAAUCUUGUGCCGAUUUGGGGUGCCUCAGCAGAUCAUCACUGACAACGGAACCCAAUUCGAGGCCGGAGGGUUCAAUAAGUUUCUACAGAGCUGGGGCAUAAAACACAGCUAUGCAGCGGUCGGGUACCCCCAAACCAAUGGGCAGGUCGAGAACAUCAAUCGCACCAUCAUAGACGGCCUCAGGAAGAAGAUAAUGGAAUGCAAAAGUGCUUGGGUGGAAGAGUUGCCCUAUAUUUUGUGGACCUACAGAACCACCCCAAGGAAGGCCACAGGUGAAACCCCUUUCUCGCUCACAUAUGGAUUUGAAGCAAGGGCUCCAGCGGAGACCUCGUUGUUAAGUUAUAGAGUAGAGACGUUUGAUGCUCAAGAAAAUGAAGAGAACUUGAGGGCAGAAUUGCACCUCAUUGAUGAGCGAAGGGAAAGGGCAUAUAUGCGGGCAGAAAACUACCGUCGACAGGUCAAGUCAUAUUACGACCAGCGGGUGCGACCAAGGCAGUUCAAGAUGGGCGACUGGGUCCUUCGGAAAAGGGAAGUCAGUCGGCCGACCAAUGGAGGGAAGUUUGCUAAAAGCUUCGAAGGGCCAUAUAUCAUAAAGGAGGUGUUGGCUGAUGGGACAUUUAGAUUGCAGACUCCAGCCGGUGGCGACGUUCCGCGAGUAUGGAAUGCCGCCAACCUUAUCAAAUUUUAUCAAUAGAUUGUACUCCAACCAUGUCUCUUUCGUGAAGUUUAAUAAAACCAGUUUUCUGGCACAUAUUGUCUUCAAUUCUCGAAAAACAAAAAAGGGAGUGACCACAAGGGAUCGCUAAGCCUAAACGUCAUGGUGAUUCGUGCUAAGAUACCCAGUGUUGGGUGAAGCGCCGAACCCUGACAAGCGACCGAGGUGGAGGGUUGUCAGGCGACGCGACUAAUCAGAGAACGACGCCGUGGCAAGGAAGCCCGAGAAAACGGCUAAGUCUGGAACAAAAGAUCUACUGAUCG